AGAUCCAGCAGAUUAUAUAAAUAUUAUAUUAUAUUAUAAUUUAUAAUAAACUAUUUCCUUUUUUAUACAAUCACUAAUCCUUGCUAGUUGGCAUCUCUUACAAGGUAAAACAUCAAACCAUCUUCCCCAACCCUUCUAAUUUUUAUACUUAACUAACAGCAAAUAUUAGAACUUUAAAACUUAUAAUUAGGGAUUUUAAUGCAAUAUUUGAUCUUUAAUUGUUUUUAUCAUAACCAAUUUCCUUGAUUGAUGCAGUUUUUAGGACAAUUAAUUAAUCUUUCAACAAAUUCAUGGAUAUGUCAUCUGGUGAUUGGUUAUCUGAUCUUGCCAAGGAAGAUCCAAGAAGUAUAAUGAAUCAUUGUGAUAUGAUGAUGAUGAUGAACUCAAAUAUAAAUGAUGAUUUGUUUGAGAAUAUUUAUGAAGUGCAAGAUAAUAUAAUGGAAACAGAACAUGAUUUUGAUUCAUCAGUUUGGGAAACUAAUAAUAAUAAUAAUAAUAAUAAUAAUAAUAGUAGUAGUAGUUGGAGUUCAUCUGGGCAGCUUAUAUGUUUUGGGAGUUCAGAGUUUGAAACAAAGCCUAAGAUUAAGAAAAAUGGUGGUAAGAAAGUAGAUAAUAAUUGGUCAACUGCUUCAAAAGAACAUGUUGUUGCUGAAAGGAAACGUAGGGAGAAGAUGACUCGAGGCUUUCUUUCUCUGUAUGCCCUAAUUCCUCACCUGCACAAGAUGGAUAAGGCAUCAAUCCUGGCAGAUGCAACUGAGUAUAUAAAAGAACUUGAAGAACAAGCUAAAAAGCUAGAGGGGCAAAGUACAAAAAGAAUAGUGGAGUCUGUUUAUCUUGUUAACAACAUCAUGCCAAACCAACAAUUAUUAAUACAAAAUAAUAAUAAUAAUAAUAAUAAUAAUAAUAAUAAUAAUGUCUUGGAAAUUGAAGCCAAGAUGUUAAAUAACAAUAUUCUCAUCAGAAUUCACUCUCUAAAAAAGGAAGGCCUUAUUCAGAAAAUUCUAGAAGAAAUUGUCAACCUUAGACUAACAACUAUCAACUGUAUAACAAUCCCUUUUGGCACCUAUGCUAUUGAUGUCACCAUUAUUGCUCAGGUGAGUGAUGAUUUUGACAUGACAACAAAAGAUUUGAUGAAGCACCUAAGAGAAGUUCUUCAAAAUUACAUUUUCUAAAUUGUAAAAUAAAGUAAAUGCAUGCAAAUAAUGGAAAUCCUUAUCAUUUUUUUGUCUUUUUCUUAUUGUCAAUUUUCAAUUGUUCCACACUCUUAAUCUAAGCUUAGAUUUAAUUUGCUGUUGUCAGAAAGAUGCUUAUCCUUUUCUUGUUAAUAAGUUAAUUAAAUACUCCAUUUGAAACGCUAUUUAAUUAAUUUACC
Messenger RNA from Amaranthus tricolor (Joseph's coat), 1372 nucleotides. RefSeq names its product transcription factor bHLH25-like. Lineage: Eukaryota; Viridiplantae; Streptophyta; Magnoliopsida; Caryophyllales; Amaranthaceae. The record is from RefSeq and is a predicted model, not a curated record. Bases 291 to 1172 code for a protein of 293 amino acids. The transcript is spliced from 4 exons. Gene Ontology annotation, molecular function: protein dimerization activity.